Molecule: messenger RNA, 1442 nt
Organism: Lotus japonicus
Lineage: Eukaryota; Viridiplantae; Streptophyta; Magnoliopsida; Fabales; Fabaceae
Exons: 3
Coding region: 142-1002 (286 amino acids)
Cellular component (GO): chloroplast envelope
Source: RefSeq, a predicted model, not a curated record
AUUCAAAACCUUCUUCUCAUCAAUGCAUAUGAACCAUCGUCAAAACCGUAGCAUGAUAUCGAUUCUCCGAUCACCGUUGCUUCCACCCAAUUCACAAGCUCCCUACAUAACACGCUAACACUUUCAAUUUUCAACGUUACAAUGUUACUCACUUUCACUUCUCACCACCCUUUCGUUCCACAUUCACUCUUCACCACAAACAGAAUCUGCAACAACCUCUCCCUCUCCAUCAUCCCCUUACCCCCUCUGCAUCUCAACAACACCGUCAAAUACUCCACACCGCCGCACAGGUUCAGCUCCUUCACGACCCAUGCCGACUCCCUCCGCCGCCGAUCCGAACCUUCCGUCGCCGGCGAUUCCAGUUUUGACUCAUUUCUCUCUUUACUCGAACUCACGUGCCUGCUAUCUUCGGUUGUUGUGUCGGCAGGUGUUGCGGUGAUUGCGGCAUGGAAGAAGGAGCUAUUGGCGGUUAUUGGAAGCAGAGCUUCUGUUUGGGGUGUUUUGAUGUUGGCGGUUGGGGUUCUCACUGGGGCGGUGAUUCGGAGGCGGCAGUGGAGGGAGACGGUUGUGACGGGCGGGUUUGCUGGGUCGGAGGUGAAUUUGCUUCAGAGGAUUGGGAAAUUGGAGGAGGAUUUGAGAAGCUCAACGAAUGUUGUUAGGGUUCUGUCGAGGCAGCUUGAGAAAUUGGGGAUUAGGUUUCGGGUCACUCGUCAGUCUUUGAAGGACCCCAUAGCUGAGACUGCAGCUCUGGCGCAGAAGAAUUCUGAGGCUGCAAGAGCAUUAGCAGUGCAAUCAGACAUUUUGGAGAAGGAGCUUGGUGAAAUGCAACAGGUUUUACUAGCAAUGCAGGAACAACAGCAAAAACAACUUGAUCUUAUUCUUGCAAUUGCGAAGGCUGGAAAGCUAUGGGAAAGCAAGCGAGAAACUAGUGAGGAACACAAUACGUUAGAGGUUUCUAACUCAGCGUCAGAUGAGGUAAAACAGGAGGUCCGUCAAAUUUGAAGCUUGGGUUAAACUGAGAGGAACAUCCUAAUUUUUCAGGGUGGUGUGCAAAGUAUUCUUUCUUACUGCUGUGUACACUGAAUCAUCAAUCAACACACAAAGUCAUGUUACCCUGAAUUUUUUCAGCACAAAUAAUAAUCACAAGUUUUAUCCAGAGUGCCUCAAAGUUUGCUGUGAGUACAGGUGAGAAGAAAUUACUCAACCCAAAAUAAGAUGUUUAGAAUAUGCUGAACUCUCUCGUUAUAGAUUUCAGGAACUUACUGGUGGUUAGUUGUGCUAGUGCUUUUUUUCAAGUAACUCAUAAUCAAUUUUCUUUCUACAUGCUUAUGUUAUCGUUAUAAAGGCUCAGUAUUCACACGUUUUUUUAUUUCUCUUCCGUUUUUCUGUAUCCAAGUCAAAUGACUUAAAUAUACCUUGAUAUUGAAAAUGUUUCUUGGUUA